Messenger RNA from Chaetomium globosum CBS 148.51, 1017 nucleotides. RefSeq lists its product as uncharacterized. The record is from RefSeq and is a predicted model, not a curated record. Gene Ontology annotation, biological process: carbohydrate metabolic process. Bases 1 to 1017 code for a protein of 338 amino acids. Gene Ontology annotation, molecular function: cellulose binding; hydrolase activity, hydrolyzing O-glycosyl compounds. The transcript has 3 exons. NCBI's taxonomy places the organism in Eukaryota, Fungi, Ascomycota, Sordariomycetes, Sordariales, Chaetomiaceae. Gene Ontology annotation, cellular component: extracellular region.
AUGGGCAAGGCCCUCGCCGGCGACAUGGUGCUCGUCAUGUCCGUCUGGGGACGACCACGCCAGUCAACAUGCUCUGGCUCGACUCCACCUGGCCCCAUCGACGGCGCCGGCAAGCUCGGUGCUGAGCGCGGUGCCUGCGCCACCACCUCGGGUGUCCCCGCCGAGGUCGAGGCCCAGGUGCCCAACUCCAACGUGAUGUUCUCCAACAUCCGCUUCGGCCCCAUCGGCUCCACCGUUGCUGGCCUGCCCGGCGGCGGCACCAACCCCGGCACCCCCGGCACCAGCACCAGCACCAGCGUCCCCUCCAAGACCUCCUCCGUCUCGACCGGCCCUACUGGCGGCGCCAAGUCCCCCCACUACGGACAGUGCGGUGGCAACGGCUACACCGGCCCGACUGAGUGCGAGGCUCCCUGGACCUGCAAGAAGUCCAACGACUGGUCUAGAAAUUGUGGCGGGAAGCCGGCCUCUGAAUCCCAAGCCGCCACAUCAGCAGGGUCCAUAUCCGGGUUCUGGGAAAUACUGAUCCAAAAGAUUCUGCAGCCGAUAUCAGCAGCCAUCUCAACCAUUUCCCCAAGCCGAAAGAAACUCACCCAGUCUGGCGCCGUAGCGCCAUCGAUCACAUCAGGCAUGAAUUCCGCGUACGGCAAGCCAGGGUCAGCAGCGGGGAGCGUUGACGAUGCCCCCGAGCUGUCAAUCAACACUACCCCCCGGGGCCCUGAAGGAGGCGGCGGGGAUAGCGGCGCGCCAUGCUGCCGCCCCAGCAAGGCCUCGGCAUUCUUCCUCUCCGACACCUUGCGCAGCAUCAAAUCCAGCGCAAACGUCGCCGUAUGCGCCUCGGGCGACAGCGUGCUCGUCGCCGCCCACACGGCCCGCGACGUCUGCAGCGCGCGACCCCGACCGUCACCCUGCCGCCACCUCUCCACCCUCCUCAACCUAACCAACAAAUCCAAACACAACACCAUUGCCGCCAACAAAAAAGAAUGCGCCAUCAACGACAUCAGCAUCCACCGCUCCUGA